AUGUCCGACGCAGUUGUCAGUGAGCGUCGAAUACGUCCUAUCCAAGACGCUGUCGCGACUGCAAAUUGGAAACAGGCGCUACAGUUGUGCGACAAGUGGGCCAAAAAGGGUGAGAAGUCAGAUAGGUUUCUGGCGCUGAAAGCCUUCGUACUGGUCAAUCAGCCCGACAAAGCACAGCAUGAUCGCGGGCACGCCGAGGUGCUCGAGCUGUGCAAGCGGAGCCCUCCCUUCACCCAGCCGGAAGCCAUAUACCAGCUGCAAGAUGCCCUCAAGAGUCUGUCGUUGCAGCAAGAAGGGCCCAAGCUGUGGGAGAGAGCGGUCACGGCGAAGCAGAACGACGAGGACCUUUACAUGAGAUGGCUGAAUCAAGCCAUCCGGGACAACAACUGGCUCAGCGCGCAAAAGGCCACCAUGGGGUUGCGCAAGUCCUUCCCAAAGAAACCUCACUACGAAUUCUGGAACAUCAUGAUGUGCCAAUUGAUCCACAUGCAAGACGACCUUCCGGAGAAAGACAGGACUCUGUUCGGCACCCUUGCCUACCGAAUGAUAUCAAAAGCAGCUGAAUCCAUCCCCAGCGACCAGGAGGAGCCAGCCUCUCCCGGAAAGGCAAUCUCGAGCCCAGAAGAAAUCGCUUUGCUCGUUCAGAUUCUCAACUCGACGGGGCGGUCAGCCGAGACGGUGAAGCUCUUGCAGAGCAACUCACUGGGCAUGGAGUCCCGCGUCGGCAAGAAAGAUCCACAGAUUGUGUUGUCUCUACUUCUAGAGUCUCUGGAGUUAUCGGAGCAAUGGGAUGAAGCUCAUUCCCUGUGCCAGAACUUCUUGUUGCAGUCGGAUCUUCGAUCGGACGACCGAAUAUGGCGGCUUUGGUUAAAAGCACAAUCCCGAUCGUCGGUCGAUGGUCUCGACCCAAAGUCUCAAGAGCUACUGGAUUCUGUUUGCAGCAUCCGACCCCCAGUUCGUGCAGCGUUUAUGGCCAAAAUGCAAUGGCUUCGAAGUCGCAAUGGUGAAGUCGAAAUGGAUGCUCUGCUGCAGACAUGCAAAGACUACUCCCAGGCAUUCUCCGAGAAAGCGUUCUGUUUUGAUGAUCUGAAAGAGUCUCUGCGACAUCUCGACAAAGCCCGGUUUGAAGAUUUCACGAGUUCCUGUUCCGAGCAAGGCAAUCUGUCGCGACUUUUCAAACUCAAGCUCUCGUACAGUUCUUUACAGGCCGAUGUCUCGCAAAAACACUUGUUGGCUUUCAUAUCCCAAGCAUUACAACUCUUCAAGGCCUCGCUUUCAGAUGCACCGGGCUGCCCCGAAGCAGCCAUCCUAGCGGUAAUGGCGAUGUUGAGGCUAUCAACCAGAGGAGAGACACGAACCAUCUCCGUUGCGGCGAUUCUACUUCAGAUCGCCCGUUCCAAAUUCGAAGAUUUUUAUUUGUUCAGUGUGUUUCUCGUUCGCAUCCAAGCACAUCUUGGCUUGCUAUCUCUCGCGAUGGAGACUUUCACCAGACUCAGCGUCAAGAAUUUGCAGUGGGAAACGGUGGGGCAUCUCAUUCUGACGAGGAUAUCUACCCUUCAUCCAAUGUCAAGUGGGCCAGGUGAAGACACGUUUGAUCCUCUCCGAGCUAUCGACACUGGUCUCACCAUUCUAGAGAACGCGGACAAUGCUCUUGUCCGCGGCAUCCGCGAAGGAUUGCGAUUCAACAGCUAUUCCAACAUCUACAACAGCGUUACAAUGCGGUCGGACAUUGCGCGGAGCGUCAAUCGGCAGAUCUAUGCCAUCGAAGAGCGGAAGCUUAGACGGUCCCUCGGAUUACCUGAGGACACUGUGCUAGCACCCAGUCCUUCAAGUCUGGUCGACAAAAGGGAUUUCGCCUACCUGCCAGCUUAUCGUCCGGACGACUCAGAGUUACUGGGCAAUAUUUCAUGCGGUCCCCUACCUAAGGAAAAGUGGAUUCUUGCGAUGGCGUUGUGCGACAAUGUCGCUACCUAUAUCAAGGCAGAACUUGCAUCGCUGCCAUUGUUAGCCGUGAAGGCCUUCGACGCCCUCAAACAAUCCCAGGUCAAUCUGGAGAGACUGCAAGAGGACGCGGCUACAGAAAUGACCAAGGCAGAGAUGUCCAGCUUUGAGUGUUAUCAGAUACUUGCUCGGGCAGCCGUGUUUGCGAAGGAAAGCACUUCAUCCAAGGACACUAUCCUGGGUCUUCUUGAGAAGCUCCAGUCCUGGAUGACUGCAAGGCUCGCCGAGCACAAGGACGGGCCAUUUGUUAUGACGUUGGCAGACAUCCGUACUCCAACGUGGGAGGGAAUCCAUACGAGCCUGGUCGAGCUGGAGACGUUGCAAGUCAUAGCCAUGUUCUUGGCAUCUCUUGCCAGGAGGCCCAAAUCCAAGUCCAAAGCACUCGCCGUGCCUCCGGAGACGUUGACCGGGCUUCAGAACCAGAUCUUGGAACUCGAGCGUGCGGUUCAUGCGGCGGCGCGGGAGCUGAAGGGCCAGAUCAAUGCACCGGGCGUCUUAGGGAAGCUGGUCGACCUGGGGAUGGCCAGAGACGAGGCAGGCAAACUGGCCGAGUUGGCAAGCUUGUUGGAAACGCUGUGCGACGAAGUCACAAUGGAGACGAUCUGCGGGCACAUGAAGGAGAGCUGGGAAGAUGCUCUGGAUGGAGUACUCGCUGUAAAAGUCAAGCUGUACAAGUGA
Molecule: messenger RNA, 2679 nt
Organism: Capronia coronata CBS 617.96
Lineage: Eukaryota; Fungi; Ascomycota; Eurotiomycetes; Chaetothyriales; Herpotrichiellaceae
Exons: 5
Coding region: 1-2679 (892 amino acids)
Biological process (GO): N-terminal peptidyl-methionine acetylation
Cellular component (GO): NatB complex; cytoplasm
Molecular function (GO): protein-N-terminal amino-acid acetyltransferase activity
Source: RefSeq, a predicted model, not a curated record